AAAUGCGUAAGCUCGCUGUUUUCGACCGAGGGUGCGGAGUGUGCCGGGUGGAAAAUCCAAGUUUGCUUAAACCGUUAUUAGUUCUAAGUCUACUUUUAUAGUUAUUUAUGUUGCGUAUAAGCUUUUUGUAACGAUACAGCCUUUUCAAAGUUUCUCCCAGAUAUAGCUGGAUAUCCCUGCUAUAAUUUUCUACAGAUUUGACUGACGGGAAAAAAGAUGAUUGACACAAUACCAGAACCAGAGGACGUGCCUUUCACCGUCCAGUUGAAAGCACUGUUGGACCAGGAGACCCGGUACCAGCCUAAGCUCUGCGGCUUGAGGAUCAUCGAGUCGGCUCAGGAGAAUGGCCUGCGAAUGACCGCCAGACUCCGGGAUUUUGAAGUGAAAGAUCUGCUCUCCCUGACGCGGUUCUUCGGCUUCUGUGCCGACACCUUCUCCCUAGCCGUCAGCCUCCUGGACCGAUUCUUGUCAGUGAUGAAGAUUCAGCCAAAGCACCUGUCGUGCGUGGGACUGUGCUGCUUCUACAUCGCCAUAAAGUCGUCGGAAGAGGAGAACGUUCCGGCGGCCAGUGAGCUCAUCCGGAUCAGCCAGAGCCGCUUCACCGUGUCGGACAUGAUGCGGAUGGAGAAGAUCAUUCUGGAGAAGCUGCACUGGAAGGUGCGGGCCCCAACGCCCCUCCUCUUCCUCAGGCUGUUCCACUCCUUCAUCCUCCAGCAGCUGGACAUGGACAGUAAGAAGAGUCUGAACAUCGAGCGGUUAGAAGCACAGCUGAAGGCCUGCCACUGCAGCUUUGCGUUCACUAAAAUAAAGCCCUCUCUGCUUGCUCUGGCGAUUCUGGCCUUCGAGGUUCAGGAGCAAGGCCUCUGUGAGCUGACCGAAACACAGGACACGCUGCAGCUGCAAUCCCAUAUUAAAGGUGGGGACCUUGUUUGUGUGAGAGAGCUGGUUGGGAAAUGUCUGAUGGAGUAUUCCUCAACGAAAUGCUCCAGACCAAGCAACCGCAAGCUGAGAUGGCUGAUCUCUGGCAGGACAGCCAGACAGCUGAAACGCAGCUACUACAAGAUCGCCCAUCUCCCCACCAUCCCAGAAGUUGCAUCUUAAGUGUUUCGAGAACAGGAAUGAGGUGAUCACUUGAGAAUGAAGACUCACCAUCAGCAACGGAAGGAAAAUGAUGAAACAAACGUAGAUAUUGGGAAGCUGAAAAAUUCAGAAACAUGCCUGAGUGAUUUAGCGUUCUUGUGCAGCUCAGUUUGCAGGGCUUCAUAGAUGUGAACUGAUCUUUUGCUUUCCCUCUCUGAAUUAUUUCAAUUUAAAUGUCUGGAUCCUAUCAGAACGGUUAAUAUCAGCUUGCACUUUUACACUUUACUAUAUGAAAAAUUUAAACUCUCUAAAACAGGGCUGUCAAACUGUUCCUGGUACUCUACCAUCUUAUUGGUUUUCACUCCAACCCUAACAAAGCACACCACAUUGAACAGCUAGAGAUCUUGAGCUGCUUGCUUGAACUUGGUAGAAGUAGUGUCAAAUAUUAGUUGAAAUGACAACCUACAGGACUGUAGACCUCCAGGAACAGGGUUGGGCAGCCCUGCCCUCGCAUAUCCUUCACGUCAAUGAACCUGCACUUUCAUUUUGACAGUUUUUGCCCAUUUUCCCCUCAUAUGAGGCAUUUUUUCCAUUUUGGUGGGAAAAAAGCUUUAUGUGAUGAAACAAUGGGCAACCAUUUCAAGAAACUUUGAAAAAGCUAUGUAUAAACCUUCACGAACGAAGAUAAUUCCUACACUGGGUGUGUGGGAAUGCAUCUUGAGUGGAGGCUUGUGUGUGUCUGUAUGUUGUGUGUGUGUGUGUGUGUGUGUGUAUUAUCGGAGCCAUGGUCCUUUAAUAGCUCUUGGCACUGGUGAUGGUUAAAAGCAAUGAAGUAUUGAACCACCUAGGUCCUCAGUCCACUAUGUGGAAGAGGAGGGAGAAGGGUUUUGUGAAUACUAAAAAAUGGAACCAAGAAAUCGGGCCCAAAACCCUUAACUUCCACCCUAGGUCGUAUAACUAUCCAAAUGCACACUCCUACUCAAGGUAAUGAAAACGAACCUUUCUUUUGUUUUGUUUUUUUUCGUGGUCGUUUCGGUAUCAUAACAGCAAUUGUGACUGACCACUCACCUACAUAAUGUGAAGCCAACCCUACAAAAAGGUUAAAGAUGGCUUUCAUCCUCUCACUAGUAAGAACUCAGUGUAGACAAUGUUCAAGAUGGUCAACUUGUUAAAACAUGCCUUUGUUACACUAGAUUACCCAUUUGAGUACAUUUUUGUUGGAAAGAAUUUUGAUGCCGUUUAAAAUGUUAUGCGUGUGACAGGUAAUAGAUUUGUCAUGCAGGUAAACUGCAGUGGUGAAAAUGACCUUUCAGAAACAAUACCUGGAAUGGGCUGAAGCCCAAACAAAUUAAUCUGGUAAAUAUAAACUUUUGGUUUUUUAGUUUUGCGCCUGCAAAGUAUGACCCAAUAUUGUUUAAAAGAAAAGUAUGUUUUAAAGUUUGACCUUUCAAUAAAAUGUUGAAAUGCA
Conger conger (European conger) is the source of this 2548-nucleotide messenger RNA. It is a transcript of the gene ccng1, whose product is annotated as cyclin G1. NCBI's taxonomy places the organism in Eukaryota, Metazoa, Chordata, Actinopteri, Anguilliformes, Congridae. Gene Ontology annotation, biological process: mitotic cell cycle phase transition; regulation of cyclin-dependent protein serine/threonine kinase activity. Bases 217 to 1101 code for a protein of 294 amino acids. The record is from RefSeq and is a predicted model, not a curated record. The transcript has 7 exons. Gene Ontology annotation, cellular component: cyclin-dependent protein kinase holoenzyme complex; cytoplasm; nucleus. Gene Ontology annotation, molecular function: cyclin-dependent protein serine/threonine kinase regulator activity.